Molecule: messenger RNA, 399 nt
Organism: Angiostrongylus costaricensis
Lineage: Eukaryota; Metazoa; Nematoda; Chromadorea; Rhabditida; Metastrongylidae
Source: the annotation of a GenBank genome assembly
AUGGAAUCGUUCGACGUCACCGCCUUCUAUACAAAAGUGUCGAAUGACCCCGCCUUGCAAGCCAUCCUCGAACUCAUACAACACAAAGAAGCAAUAAAUAUGUACGGCUUCUCGAUUCAGCAGUUGAUGACACUCUUAAAGGAGUGCCUAAACUGCUCAAUCAUCAGAUGGUUUGAGAGGUAUUAUGCACAAAUGAGAGCGCUGGCAAUGGGACGACGACUGAUAUCAGGCAUUGCCAUCGCAUUUAUGUCUAAAAUGGGUGCACCAGUAAUCGAUCCUCCGUCACUGUUCAACUGUGGACAUAUAGAUGACUAUUUAGUCAACUGCUUAACACAAGGAGGAAUGGACAAAUGUUUUGAGUUACUAAAUAAACGGUCAAAGCAUAUUAAGUUCACCUGA